Phlebotomus papatasi is the source of this 1216-nucleotide messenger RNA. RefSeq names its product tetratricopeptide repeat protein 19 homolog, mitochondrial (gene Ttc19). Gene Ontology annotation, molecular function: protein binding. NCBI's taxonomy places the organism in Eukaryota, Metazoa, Arthropoda, Insecta, Diptera, Psychodidae. Bases 80 to 1153 code for a protein of 357 amino acids. The record is from RefSeq and is a predicted model, not a curated record. Gene Ontology annotation, cellular component: mitochondrial inner membrane. The transcript has 2 exons. Gene Ontology annotation, biological process: mitochondrial respiratory chain complex III assembly.
AGCAUUGUUCUCCGUUAUCACAGUUGUCAAUAUAGUCACCAAAAAUACAAAUUUUGCCAAUAAAAUUAAACAGAGUAAAAUGCAAGUGAACGUAAUUAAAUCAAUAGGUAGAUUAUUUAACCGUGUCUGCUAUACUUUGGAGAAUAUAUCUGUGCAUAAUCGAAGAAAUGUCACACAAGGAUUUAUUGAGAAAUCUUACGUGAUUUCAAGGCGAGUAGCACCACCGCACCAAAGGACAUUCACGGGAAGGGUACUUUUGGGAAGUUUUUACUUUUGGAACAUCUUCAAGAAACGUGGGGAGAAGGAAGAGACUCCAGAGGACAAGCUCAUUAUGACGAUUAAGAGGUCAAUCUUGUGUGUACAGCGUGGGGAAUUAAAUAAAGCUGAACAAAUGUUGCAUCUGGCUCUACGCAUGGCUCAGGAUUUGCAAAGCAAAGACGGGAUUACUUACAUAUAUGACGUGAUGGCCAAUUUGGCUCUCGAAAAGGGAGACUUUGAGAAGGCAGAGAAGUUAUUUGUUAAUGUAAUGCAGAGGCUAUUUGGAGAUGGAUUCAAAGAAAAUCACAUAAAAAUGCUGCACAUCAGCUCAAAAAUUGCCCACAUGGCUGGUCUUCAGGGAAACUUGGAGAAGGCACGGCAGGGCUUCGAAUGGACAUUGCAGAAGCUGGAAGAAAAAGUUCAUUUACCAGAUGUUGACGAGGAGCUCCAAGAUCUGCGAGAGCUCUGGGGAAUGACAAAAAACUGGUAUGGACAAACUCUGCUGGAACUCAACAAAUUAUCUGAAGCAAAGCAAUGCUUCUUGAACGCUUGGGAGGUCUUCAAUGAGAUCCACGAUCAAAUCAACGAAGACGCUUUAAUGCUACUCAACAAUCUAGGCGUGGUUUGUAUGCGCCUUGGAGAAGUAUCAGCAGCUGAAGACUACCUCCGGAAAGCCAUAACACUCUCAAAGGAAUUUCCAGACUUUGUAGAAGCAAAUGUCUUUAAGGCCAAUCUUGGGCUAGUUUACCUCCAACAGGGCCUUCUACAGAAAGCCACCGAAAUAUGCAGCCUAUCCUGGCGUCUCAGCAAAAAAGCCCAGAAUGAAAGAGCCGUGGAACAAGCCGACUACUGUCUGGAACAGAUCAAGAAACUUCGCGAAACUAACAAAACCUAAUAAUCUCCAACCCAAAUACCACAAAAUUAGCAAAAUAAAUUACACAUGAUUAAAAAAGAAAAA